This is a messenger RNA of Phacochoerus africanus (Common warthog), 4168 nucleotides long. RefSeq names its product acyl-CoA oxidase 1 (gene ACOX1). NCBI's taxonomy places the organism in Eukaryota, Metazoa, Chordata, Mammalia, Artiodactyla, Suidae. The record is from RefSeq and is a predicted model, not a curated record. Gene Ontology annotation, cellular component: peroxisome. The coding region runs from base 194 to 2179 and encodes 661 amino acids. The transcript is spliced from 14 exons. Gene Ontology annotation, biological process: very long-chain fatty acid metabolic process; fatty acid beta-oxidation using acyl-CoA oxidase; lipid homeostasis. Gene Ontology annotation, molecular function: FAD binding; fatty acid binding.
GCGCGGGGCUGCGGCGCGGGAGAAAGGGCGGGCCCGGGCGGGCGGAGGCGAGCGGGGGCGGGGCCUCGCGCCGUCCUGGGGCGGCCCUUAGGGCUGGCCCCGCGCUGGAGGUGCAGAUAACCCGCUGGUGCUGCCCUCGCUGCUGCUGUCUCCGCCGCCUCCCCGACCUCCGCUGCCUCUGCUGGCUGUCACCAUGAACCAGGACCUACAGAAGGAGCGGGCCGCCGCCAGCUUCAACCCGGAGCUGCUCACCCACAUCCUGGACGGCAGUCCAGAGAAUACCCGGCGCCGCCGAGAGAUCGAAAACAUGAUUCUGAGUGACCCAGACCUGCAGCAUGAGGACCUGAACUUCCUCAGUCGAAGCCAGCGUUACGAGGUGGCUGUUAAGAAGAGCGCCACCACGGUGAAGAAGAUAAGGGAGUUUGGCCUCGCAGACCCGGAUGAAAUCCUGUGGUUUAAAAAACUGCAUUUGGUCAAUUUUGUGGAACCUGUGGGCCUCAAUUACUCCAUGUUUAUUCCUACCUUGCUGAGCCAGGGCACCACUGCUCAGAACGAGAAAUGGCUGCCUCCGUCCAAACGACUGGAGAUCAUUGGCACCUACGCCCAGACGGAACUGGGCCACGGAACUCAUCUUCGAGGCUUGGAAACCACAGCCACUUAUGACCCUGCAACCCAGGAGUUCAUUCUCAAUAGCCCUACUGUGACUUCCAUCAAGUGGUGGCCUGGUGGACUUGGGAAGACCUCAAAUCAUGCGAUAGUACUGGCCCAGCUCAUCACCCAGGGGAAGUGCUAUGGACUGCAUGCCUUCAUUGUCCCUAUCCGGGAACAGGGGACCCAUAAGCCUUUACCAGGUAUUACCGUCGGGGACAUUGGCCCCAAAUUCGGCUAUGAUGAGAUGGAUAAUGGCUACCUGAAGAUGGACAAUUACCGUAUUCCCAGAGAAAACAUGCUGAUGAAGUAUGCCCAGGUGAAGCCAGAUGGCUCGUAUGUGAAGCCCCUGAGUAACAAGCUGACCUACGGCACCAUGGUGUUCAUCAGGUCCUUCCUCGUGGGCGAGGCCGCCCGGUGUCUGUCGAAGGCCUGCACCAUCGCCAUCCGCUACAGCGCCGUGAGGCACCAGUCUGAACUCAGGCCAGAUGAACCAGAACCACAGAUUUUGGAUUAUCAAACCCAGCAGUAUAAACUCUUUCCCUUCCUGGCCACUGCUUAUGCCUUCCAGUUUGUUGGCGCAUAUACAAAAGAGACCUAUCACCGCAUUAAUGAAAACAUCCGCCAGGGGGACCUGAGUGGCCUGCCUGAGCUUCACGCCCUCACCGCGGGGUUGAAGGCUUUCACAUCCUGGACGGCUAAUGCUGCUAUCGAAGCUUGUCGGAUGGCGUGUGGCGGGCACGGCUAUUCUCACUGCAGUGGACUUCCAAAUAUCUAUGUCAAUUUCACCCCAACCUGCACCUUCGAGGGAGAAAACACUGUCAUGAUGCUGCAGACGGCCAGGUUCCUGAUGAAAAGUUACAACCAGGUGCACUCAGGCAAGUUGGUGUAUGGCACGGUGUCCUACCUGAAUGACCUGCCCAGCCAGCGCAUCCAGCCUCAGCAGGUGGCAGCCUGGCCGACCGUGGCGGAUAUCAACAGCCCUGACAGCCUGAUCGAAGCCUAUAAGCUGCGUGCCUCCAGACUAGUAGAAAUUGCUGCAAAAAACCUUCAAACUGAAAUGAGUCACAGGAAGAGCAAGGAGACAGCAUGGAACCUAACUUCCAUUGACCUCGUCCGAGCCAGUGAGGCACAUUGCCACUACGUGGUAGUCAAGCUCUUUGCUGAAAAACUCCACCAGAUUCAGGAGAGAUCCAUCCACGCUGUCUUAAGGAAUCUGUGUCUCCUCUAUGCUCUGUAUGGAAUCAGUCAGAACUCAGGGGAUUUUCUUCAGGGGAGCAUCUUGACAGAGGCUCAAGUCACCCACGUGAACGAGCGUGUGAAGGAAUUACUGAUGGCCAUUCGCCCUGAAGCCGUCGCUCUCGUUGACGCAUUUGAUUUUCAGGAUGUGACCCUGGGCUCCGUGCUUGGCCGCUAUGACGGGAAUGUGUAUGAAAACAUGUUUGAAUGGGCCAAGAAAUCCCCGCUAAACAAAACGGAGGUCCAUGAAUCUUACCACAAGCACCUGAAGUCGCUGCAAUCCAAGCUCUGAAGUGUCCUGACGACGAGUUCAGUCUGCUCCCGAAAGCAGUUGUGCUCCGUUCCCCUCACACCUGUCACAGAAAUCUGCGUGGAACCUUUAUCCAAUUCAGAAAAGCUGUAGAGCAAAUGAUAAAUUUUCCCUUUUCUCUUUUUUUACAUUGAAAAAAAACAAAAAAAAACAAAACCCCCCAAUUUCGGAGAUUAAAGGAAAAAAAUAGGUGGUUUACAAGUGCAGUUAACACUGAAAGACUGUUGGGCAUUCAGAAAGGCUUUAAGAUGUGUGGUAGGACUUCCAUUUGUACUGCUGACCCCAGGAGGCUAUGACUUUUAAUAAUCUGUAGAACUUAACUACUAAGUAGUUAAUUAUUCCCUAAUCACAAGUGUUUUUAAAGCAAAGCAAAGGUAUUUCGUGAGGGGGGGGGGGUAGAACCCUGCCGCCCUUUCCCACUAAUCACCCUGCGACUCCCGCCAGGGCACGGGUUAGCCAGCAGGACUGAAGAGGGACCGCCUGGUGUACGUGUGACUUUGUGUUCGGCACGUUGAUACGUUUCCUGCCUGCCCACCUGCGUUCAUGUAUCGUGCCUGUCUAACUGUUCCGAGUAGUAGUUUCCCAGCACCAGGAUUUCCCCGGCACAGGCUACCAUGGGGUCCCUGCCCCAUGAAAUUAACGCAUCUUCCACUGGAGGGGUCCCUAAAGUGCCACUCGAGUGCUCCACAAGGCCCUUUGUCCCCAGCUUCUCGGAAGGGGGGAGGGAGCGAGGUUUUCUCUGCGUGUUUCUACUUGUGGCAACUGAUGGGGCCUCGGUCAGUGCUUCUGCUCCUUCCUCUCCCUCUCCUGAGAGAUGCGGAAGAAAGGAGGCAAAAACAGCCCCACUUCCGCCUUAGGAGGACAGGAGCAGGGAGCACGCUCAGUUAUGGUUGCUGUAACUUUGGUGACCACAUUGCUGGCAUUUCCUGAAACAGUCCAGUUUUCCUGUAGUCUGUCACUUUGGCCCAAGUCAUUAAAAUGCUUGGAGGUUACAGCAUCUGGCAUUACAAAAAAUAAAAGCAUCCCUUGUCGCCUCUUAGACCCAGGAGUAGCACAGAAAAAUCUGGACAAACGUCAUGUUCUGAUUUUUGGAUCAGAAAAUAUGAAUCAUUGAAACUGACUAAAGGGUAAGUGGAAGUUCCAUAGAACCUAUUUCUUUUUGUAUAUCCAAUUUUUUCGUCAGUAUCCGAUUUUAUUUUCAGUAUGUUCCUACGAGCUUUAUCUGACUUGCUGCACUGUCAGCCGAAGUCUAAUUUACACAAUCAUUCUAUAUUAAAAGGCUAAACAUGUAUCUCAAGGUAAUUUUUUCUUAAAAUCAGUGUAAAACAAGUCACUAGAUUUUUUUUUUUUUAACUUGUUAACUGUAUUUGUGACGUCUGCCUCAUGAAACCAGUCAUUCUAGAAUCAGUCUUGAGAAUGUUGUAUAUAACUGGGUGGAAAUGGAACUCCUGUCUUGGGACCUGACAUAAAAUCGAUUCCAGUAGAACUGGCAACAAGAGACUUUAAGGUCCGGCAAAAGAAAUACUGCCUGUUAAGCCUUAAUCUUUCUACUAGGAGAAUUAAUAGAUCAUUAUGUUCAGAUUGAAGUAAAAAUGCACUCUGUUCAUUUCCUUCGGGUGUUUCUUGACUAGUUCAGAUCCUGGGAGGUAAUAGAAUGUAUUCAGAUUGCUUAAUACUGACCUAUUAACUAUGGAAUUGUUUCCAAUUAGUGGUUAAAAAUUGUACUGACAGGAAUACCUGUGGCAAGGAUCCGAGAGUGUUUGGAACGAUACCCACCCAAUCCAGCUGCAUGGAUCUGGAAUCUGAGCAGGUUGCAAUAGGUUGUGGGCCCUGCACAGCCACCUUCUGUCCAGCACCUUAAGUUUUACUUACCAACUAAACUGGAUGUUGACCGUAUUUCUGUUAACAUUGAAAUGUUUUGUCUUGAAUCUUAUUCACUGUGAUUAAAGAAUAAAGUCCUGUAAAACCUGA